AUGACUAUCAGUAUCGCAUUGAUCGGAGCAGGCAUUUUCAUCCAAGAUGCAUACCUGCCUGCAAUCCAAGCCAAUCCCAACGUCAACCUGAAAGCCGUGUAUUCGCGCUCGUCCAAGGCAGCUGCAUCCAUCACGCCAGAGUUGCCCAUUGACCGAUACGCAGAUGAUGCGGAGCAGGGACUGCAGCAACUUCUCGAGCGAUCGGAUAUCCAGGCUGUGAUUAUCGCCUUGCCCAUCCCCCAUCAAGCUAAAUUCGUCCGCGCGGCAUUGACAGCCGGGAAGCAUGUCCUUUCCGAGAAACCGAUCGCCAAAGACGUCGCCGAGGCAUCUGAGCUGGUGAACUGGUAUAAAACUGAGAUCGAGCCGAAGGGUACCUUCUGGUCUGUGGCCGAGAACUGGCGAUACACAGAGCCCGUGCAGCAGGCACGCAAGCAAAUUGCUAGGCUGGGCAAGAUUCGCCAGUUCCGGACACAGGUGUUUGUCGAUGCGAAGCCUGGCUUUGAGCAUUGGAAGUAUUUCGCAACCGCCUGGCGCAAAGAGCCAACCCACCAAGGCGGGAUCAUCCUCGACUUUGGCGUGCACUGGCUGGCCGCAACACGCUAUCUGAUCGCCCCUGAGCGGGUGAACCGCGUGUCUGCAUUCGUGGCUGCAUUCCAAGAUGUGCUGCCACCAGCCGACAGCGUCGAUGCGAUUCUGAGCUGCGAGUCUGGCGCUCAGGGAAUAUUCCAGUUUUCCACGUGUUCGAGUUUGACAGAGAGUGGUUAUACCAUUGUCGGCGAGAAUGGGAAUAUCAUCGUCAAUGGACAGACUGUCAAGGUGAGGAUUAAUGGGGAGGAAGAGGUGGAAGAGGUCAAGCCCGAAUAUGCUACGCAGUGGUCGUGCGUAGUGAAUGAAGUCAAGGCGUGGGGAGAGGGAUUGGAGAGGGGAGAGAUUAAUAAAGAGCAGAGUCCGGGUGAGGCCCUGGCGGAUCUGGAAUUGGUUGAGUUGAUCCUGAAGAGCAGCGAGACGGGGACACUGCAGGUUACGAAGCAUCAGUAA
Aspergillus wentii DTO 134E9 is the source of this 1038-nucleotide messenger RNA. RefSeq names its product Gfo/Idh/MocA family protein. NCBI's taxonomy places the organism in Eukaryota, Fungi, Ascomycota, Eurotiomycetes, Eurotiales, Aspergillaceae. The transcript is spliced from 6 exons. Gene Ontology annotation, cellular component: cytoplasm. Gene Ontology annotation, biological process: NADPH regeneration. Gene Ontology annotation, molecular function: oxidoreductase activity; nucleotide binding. Bases 1 to 1038 code for a protein of 345 amino acids. The record is from RefSeq and is a predicted model, not a curated record.